Molecule: messenger RNA, 2265 nt
Organism: Ilex paraguariensis (yerba mate)
Lineage: Eukaryota; Viridiplantae; Streptophyta; Magnoliopsida; Aquifoliales; Aquifoliaceae
Source: the annotation of a GenBank genome assembly
CGCAAGUGGUGGUUCAGCGUCCUCUUUGGCUCUUCGGGUGCUGCAAGGCUGCAAGCUUCCCACCAGAUUUUGAGCUCUGCAUCCGAUGGAUUCGAUUUCAAAAAAAACCAAGGACUCACCCAACUCAACCGACUCGCCCGAGUCAACUCACCCUUCUUCAUUCCCAGACGAGGUCUUGGAAGGAGUUCUUUCUCUUCUUUCCUUCAACAAAGACCGUAGCUCAGUCUCACUGGUUUGCAAGGAUUGGUACAAUGCUGAGAGAUGGACAAGAACCAAAGUCUUCAUAGGAAACUGCUAUUCAGUGUCACCAGAGAUAGUUGCAAGAAGAUUUCCAAAGAUUAGAAGCAUUAUUUUGAAGGGAAAACCAAGGUUUUCAGACUUCAAUCUGGUGCCAGAGAAUUGGGGUGCUGAUAUACAAUCUUGGCUUGUUGUGUUUGCAAGAGUAUACCCUUUUCUUGAAGAGUUGAGAUUGAAAAGAAUGACUGUGAGUGAUGAAAGUUUGGAGUUCUUAGCCGCGUCCUUUCCGGGUUUUAAGGCUCUUUCACUCUCGAGUUGCGAUGGAUUCAGUACUGAUGGACUCAAAGCUAUUGCAACUCAUUGCAAGAACUUGAUUGAGCUCGACAUACAAGACAAUGGCAUGGAUGAUUUUGGUGGGGGUUGGUUAAGUUGUUUUCCUGAAAACUUUGCAUCAUUAGAAGUGCUAAACUUUGCCAGCCUGAAUAGCGAAGUUAAUUUUGAUGCCCUUGAGAGACUUGUUACCAGAUGCAAAUCAUUAAAGGUUUUGAGAGUUAAUAAGGGCAUCACCUUGGAACAAUUACAAAGGCUGCUCAUGCGGGCUCCUCAGUUAAUGGAACUUGGUACUGGCUCCUUUCAGCAAGAUCUCACACCUCGCCAGUGUGCAGAGCUUGAAAGUGCUUUCAGUAACUGCAAAAAUCUGCACACCGUCUCAGGUUUAUGGGAAGCUAAUUCCCUCAACCUUCCCAUUCUAUACCCAGCUUGUGCCAGUCUGGUCUUCUUGAAUUUAAUUGAUGCAACUCUACAAAGUGGUGAGCUUGCCAAGCUUCUGGCCCACUGCCCAAAUCUACGGCGCCUCUGGGUCCAGGACACGGUAGAAGACAAGGGGCUAGAGGCUGUUGGAUCCUGCUGUCCCUUGCUUGAGGAACUUCGUGUCUUCCCUGCAGAUCCCUUUGACCCGGAUAUACUCCAUGGGGUGACUGAAUCAGGUUUUGUGGCUGUGUCUCGUGGAUGCCGCAGGCUCCGUUAUGUCCUCUACUUUUGUCGGCAGAUGACUAAUGCUGCUGUGGCAACCAUAGUUCAGAAUUGCCCCGAUUUCACCCAUUUCCGCCUCUGUAUAAUAAAUCCUGGCCAGCCAGAUCACCUGACAAAUGAACCUAUGGAUGAGGCUUUUGGUGCUGUGGUGAAGACUUGUACCAAGCUCCAGAGGCUCUCAGUUUCAGGCCUGUUAACUGACCUUACAUUCGAGUAUAUUGGGAAGUAUGCCAAAAACCUGGAGACUCUUUCGGUUGCCUUUGCUGGCAGCAGUGACCGGGGAAUGCAAUGUGUACUGGGAGGCUGCUCCAAGCUGAGGAAGCUUGAGAUAAGAGAUUGCCCAUUUGGGAAUGCAGCACUGCUAUCAGGGUUGGAGAAGUAUGAAUCAAUGCGGUCUCUAUGGAUGUCAGCCUGCAAUGUGACGAUGAAUGGAUGCAGGCUAUUAGCGAGGGAGAUGCCAUGGUUGAAUGUGGAGGUAAUGAAGGAUGAGGAAAGUGAUGACAGUCAUGCUGAUAAAGUUUAUGUUUAUCGUUCUGUAGCUGGGCCAAGAAGGGAUGCCCCACCUUUUGUAAUGACACUCUGAAUCUAGAAGGAAAGGAAUUCUUGGUUAGCUCUUUCUCUCUUUCCUUUCCCCUCUAAUACAACCCCCCUCCCCAACCCCAAGCCCAACCCGACCUGGGGCAUGCCUACAUUUUUUAGCAUAGAUGUGUGCAAUUACAUGUGCAGAUCCACAUAUUUGAAACAUGACCUGCUCUUCGCUGGUGUGUAGAAUUAAGAUGUGGGUACUCAUCUUUCCUAGGAAAUUUCUCUCAAAUUAUUUUUUUCCUGUUUGGAACCUAAUGUUUCCAAUCAAAUAGGGGAAAAAAAAAAUCUUUGUUUAAAAUUCUCCGGUCAAUGUCUUCAGCUUCAAAAGUGUUAGAUGUGGGUUUCAUCAAGAUGUGUAUGUAAUCGUUUCUUUCAAUAAUCCGUGCUUCUAAAUUUAUUAUCAUUUCAACC